Messenger RNA from Chelmon rostratus (copperband butterflyfish), 2058 nucleotides. RefSeq names its product short chain dehydrogenase/reductase family 42E, member 1 (gene sdr42e1). The record is from RefSeq and is a predicted model, not a curated record. Bases 181 to 1344 code for a protein of 387 amino acids. NCBI's taxonomy places the organism in Eukaryota, Metazoa, Chordata, Actinopteri, Chaetodontiformes, Chaetodontidae. The transcript has 3 exons. Gene Ontology annotation, biological process: steroid biosynthetic process. Gene Ontology annotation, molecular function: 3-beta-hydroxy-Delta5-steroid dehydrogenase (NAD+) activity.
UUGCCGAGCGGCUUUUUUUUCAUUGCGUAAAUUACGCAACAAAAAGCACGUACAGUACGGACUGAAGAAGUGAACACUAGCGCUCUUCCACAAUGCAAUACUAGAGUUUUAAAUGAGUGAUAUUCGACAGAUAUUUCGCCCGUUUUCUACCCGGCGUAUUCAGAGAUUAGCCCUCCUGCAAUGGAAAAUCCACGUACAGACACCUAUCUGAUCACUGGAGGAUGCGGCUACUUUGGUUACCGCCUGGCUCGCUCCCUUCAUAGAAAAGGAGCCAAAAUCAUUCUGUUUGACACAAUCCCACCAAACCAAGACAUGCCAGAGGACAUCGUGUUUGUUCAAGGAGACAUACGCGAGUAUGCACACGUCGAGAGUGCCAUCACUGGUGUGGACUGUGUAUUCCACAUUGCCUCCUAUGGCAUGUCUGGCAGGGAGCAGCUGAACCAUCAUCUGAUCGAGGAGGUGAACAUUCAAGGCACGCAAAACGUCCUGAAGGCUUGUGUUGAGCAUGGAGUGUCGAGGCUGGUUUACACCAGCACCUUCAACGUGGUGUUCGGAGGCCAAGUGAUAGAGAACGGGGAUGAAAGCCUCCCUUAUCUACCUCUCCAUCUUCACCCUGACCACUACUCCAGAACCAAGUCCCUGGCCGAGAUGGCAGUGAUGAAAGCUAACGGCACGGCGCUGAAGGACGGCUCUGGGGUGCUGAGCAGCUGCGCACUGCGUCCUGCAGGAAUCUACGGGCCUGGUGAGCAGAGGCACCUGCCCAGGAUAGUUAGCUACAUAGAAAAGGGGAUCUUCAGGUUUGUGUACGGUGAACCCAGCAGCCUGGUGGAGUUUGUCCAUGUGGACAACCUGGUGUCAGCACACGAGCUCGCUGCAGAGGCUCUGACCUCAGAACAGCAGCACCGCUCUGCUGGCCAGGCCUACUUUAUUUCAGAUGGCAGGCCAGUCAACAAUUUUGAAUUCUUCAGACCUCUGGUAGAGGGCUUGGGCUAUCCUUUCCCCAAACUGCGCCUUCCCCUCUCUCUCAUUUACUUCUUUGCCUUUCUGACAGAAAUGAUUCACCACCUCAUUGGGCCCUUCUAUAACUUCCAGCCACUGCUGACACGUACAGAGGUGUAUAAAACCGGCGUGACACAUUACUUCAGCAUGGCAAAAGCUAAGGCGGAGCUCGGUUAUGAGCCCCAGGAGCACAGCCUGGAUGAGGUUGUACAAUGGUUUAGAAGCAGAGGCCAUGGGAAAAAAUCUCACGGCUCCUUCCUCAAUCGAUUGCUGCUAGACAUCCUGGUUGUUGCCGCCUUUGUUGCAGUGGCUCUGUCUUUUCUGCCAGUUGUUGGCAGCCAAUGAGCAGCUUAAGCAAAGAUCGAAUUCUGAUAUUUUUAUCCUGUAUUAAGACUGGUUCCUAACAAAAACAUGUUUAUCCCCAAGGGGGAUAAUUCAAUGUCUUGACUCAUUAUACAGUUUACACUCACACACAGCCUCAAAAUACAGACACAGGACUCAAACACAUGCAGUUGAGGGAAGAGAUAUUAGAGUGACGGGGCUGCCACGAAGCAAUGCCCCCCCGAGCAGUUAGGAGUUCAGUGCCUUGCUUAAGGGUGAACCACCACCUCUCCAGCUACCAGCCUAUACCAAUCCUGCGAUGGUGUGUGCUUGACUUGACUAGCCACCCCCUGGUUCCCGAGCCAAGUCCCCGCAGACUGAGCUGCUGCCUACGCUGGUCACAAGUCUCGUCAGGUUACAAAUCACAGUUUCUGUUCAAAUGGUCAGUUUACUUGCAGGUCCUUCUCACAUUAACACAUCAACUCAAUGAAAAUAGAAAACUUUUUUGUUGUUGUUGGUUGUGAUGGUAACACCCAUCACAUGUGAUAAGAAUUUAGAAUCUCUGUACCUUAAUGUCUUAAUCUUACAUCCUAUAGUUGUUGUCACUUUCAGAGACAACAUGUUAAAUGCUACCUCGUUUUCCAUGACAAUGAGCCUUCUCUGGAGGCAAAGAUGAUACCCUAAUACAUCUCUUUAAUGCUGUUUUUGUGGAAUGUUCUGAAAACUAAUGAAUAAAAC